Schistosoma curassoni is the source of this 8302-nucleotide messenger RNA. The record is from the annotation of a GenBank genome assembly. NCBI's taxonomy places the organism in Eukaryota, Metazoa, Platyhelminthes, Trematoda, Strigeidida, Schistosomatidae.
CGGGAAUUUUGCCCUUCGAGGUCGUUUCAAGGUUAUAUGCUGGUAUGGCGGAAGGAAAGCUAAAAAUCGGUUCUCGCGUUGAGGUGACAGGAAAGGAUGUUGUUGGUACCAUAGCAUAUAUUGGAACAACACAAUUUUCUCCUGCUUACUCUUCUGGAUGACCAAGAUGGAUCAAGCACAAUGGAUUUAUCUAUUUCAAGCGUUCUUUCAGAAUCAGGCACAACCUCAGAAUCUAGUACAUCUAGGUUGUCAUUAGGUGAAACUCCUAAACGUACGGGUUCUUCAACUUCUUUAUCCAGCAGUUUAAAACCUGAAAUGGCAAAAGGUAUUACAUUUUGCAGUCCAUUUUUCAAAAUAUUCUUUCAGGACUGGUUUCUCCGACCCUAAUGCUAUUGAUAAACACUCUGGUUCGCUCUUUUAUAAGUUGAUAUGUGACCGAUAUAAAUAUCUCAUUACUGGUUACUAGUUUGAUUCUGUCGUAGUUGCCAAUCAAAUGUCUAGUGACACAAUUGCUAAAUUAUCUCACAUUGUAGUGCUCUGUCCUACGAUUGGUUAAUAUACCAGGUAUGUCUGUGUACCGAGCUCUAAAUUACACAACAUAUUAUUGAACCUGGUGCUUAAUAACUAAAAGUGGAGCCCUUUAAUUACUAAGAGACCGCUCCUCUUGCGAUUGUUUCACAAACCUCAAUCGUCCUUCAGGUAUCUUAGUCAGUCACAACGUGGAACGUGGCAUGUAUGUACAUCAGUCCAAGUCGACACACUCCAUUAUUACAUAAUAAUGAAAUUUUCAACCCGAAUUUCAGGAUAGUAGAGUUAGUAACAGUAUGAGUGAUACAAUUUAAAAAAACGUAAUUUAGUGAAGUGAAAAUACAAAGAAAAAUAGUUAUGAUGGAUUCAGAAGGUUGGAACUCGGGGGGGGGGAAUAAUGGAUGCACCUACACCAUUGCAAACGAUUUUGAUCCAUAUCAUUCAAAGUCUCUAACCAUUGGUCCCGAUAAUUAUGCGGACGCCAACCAGGUAGUUUACAUCUAUUAACAUGGCUUAGUCUACUUGUCAGUGACUUCAUGAGCUGAUGCUAUGUUUUGAUAUGGCCGCCGCUAGCUUUCUUCAGCAAGUAUCUAUCUCCAAUGUUAACCUAGUCAUCUCCCGUCAGUCGUGAUUUUCUAUUUACUCCGUGAAAUGAUAAAGUUUCACGUACGCAGCUAUCAGAUCUCAGUUCUGUGGUCGAGAAGUAAAAUAGUCUCUUUGUCACACGAAAACUCUGAGUUCGAUGUCAAAAUAGGUAAGCAGUGUGGAGUUUUGCUGGAUUUUAUCAUUGUAACAAAACGGUUGUUGAUCAGUCUCUCAUUUUGAGUAGUUCUUCAUGUCGUAGUUGCUUCAGACUUUUUUAAAAUAUUAUUUCAAUAUUUUACAAAGUUUUUUCUUUCCUUUUUUUAACCCAUCUACCACGAAAUUCUAAUAUCAUGCAUCUACAGGACGAACUUUAAAGUCACCAGCUCUCAAGCGCUCUUCUUUAGCUAGUUCAACACCAUCAGUGAAGGAUAAGCCUAAUCUACCUGCCUCAACGGGGAGACGUACGUUCUGUUUUCGUUGAGUGCAUGUUGAGAAACGCGCAUAUUCAUUAGCUCUAAUCUUACAUUAUCUAACACCCAUAAUAUGCCUAUAAUUAACUCCUUAAUCCUGAUGACUAAUAUUUAAACGUGUAUCCUGUCCUAAUUUUUCUAUCUACACUACUAUCCACUUAUUUUUUAUAGGUCCACCUGAAAUCAGAAAAGCGUCGCAACCUGCAUUAAAGAGACCUAGUAUGGUAAGAUUGAUUUUUUCUUCCUUAAAAAAAAACAACAACAGUACACUCAAAAGCUAAUUGAUGCGCUAAUGUAAAUCUGUUAUAUUUGACCUAAAAAUCUUAAGGUUUUAAAUUGUUUUAUUUUGCAGUUUGGUAAAUUGUAGCUGGUUUAACUUACUUACUUGCUUACUUACGCCUGUUACUACUUUUAGCUGUGUUAACGGAUCAGUAUAAAUGAAAUCCUUUUUCCAAAAUGUUCUUGAUAGACACUUUUUUCUUACUAUAUAAUUACUUCAUUAUCUUACAUAUUAGGCAAUUUUUGUCAAGGAAUAAGACCUUUUACCUUUGGAGUUCAAAAAAUAAUAGCGGUAUUUAUUCAUUGAAUUUACUGAUUCUCAAAACCUUGUUCAUUAUGGUAUAAUACUUUUCUAACUGUUCCAAUAAUUGAGAAGAUUUUUGUUAUUAACUGUUUGAGUAAACUAACUUCUAAUUUGGGGUACUAAUUGAUACGAUAAACAGAAGUCAAUUUUAUUGAUUCAUUUUCAGAGAGAGAGAGCGAUUAGUCCUGAUAUUUAAAUCUUAACUUCAUUGACACUUAAGUGGUCUAUUUAAGUUUAUAUCGUUCAGUGGUCUCUGUUUCAAUCGACUUCUAACUCUGCUUAUAUAUUUAAUAUUUUUUAAAAUAAUAAUGCGAUUUUACUAAAGUAGACGUUUGUUCUUCUGGUUAGGGAUCAUCUAUUCGAUAUCGAAUCACUUAGGGGUUGGGAGAGUAGUUGUUUCAAUAACCCAAUCUCUUGAUACAGCCAUCAAUCAUCCAUAAUGUAUGACUGUAUUUGAUCUAUCGACUAGUAUUCUGUUCGUUCAUUUUAACAGUUAUUGCGUUUUAAAAUAACAUUCAAAUAAUUGUUCUAUUGAUAAGCUUGAUUUUAUUUUUUAAUAACUUAUCGUUGUAUUUACUGUUUUAUUUAUAAAUGUAAGUCAUGGAUAUUUACUGUGGAAAACUAUCUCGAAUAAGACUUAUGUUCAUCACUGUAUACCUUCCUGUGAUUUUUCUUUCGCAAGAUUGAUAAGUCUUGUGAAUUGAACGCUAUAUUCAUCUCCUAAGCUAUUCUGUAACCCCCAAGCUAGAACUAUGUAGCGACGAGAGAAGACGCAAUGUAUGCGAGAAGUAGUUUACUCCAAAGUUCAUUUCAAUACAGAAAAUACAGGGUUUUUAUAAUAUUUUCAAUGUCCUUGGGCUAUUAGAAGAUUCUGGAGUGCUACUAAACAUAGUAGCAGUGUAGCAAUCAGCCAAUCAAAACCUCUGCAUGUGACGUUUCACUUCCUUGAUGUUUUUGACUAAAACUUCAAGUGAACGCUGAUUGGAUGAAACGCUUCCUAGUGUUUCCUGAUGCUUGCUUGUCUUUUGCAAACAAUUUUCUGGAUCACUCCAACACUUGCUAUGUAUUGAAUGAAAAUUACCUUAAAAUUUCUAAUAUAAGCUAAUACUAUUAAUCAGUAUUUCAGUAGUCUGUUCCAUUCUUAUAUGAUCCAAGGGUUAUUUCCUAAGGAUUAGUAACUCGUUUAUUACAAAUCUUCAUUUUCAUUAACUUGAAACAAAUAUUAUUUAUUUUUAUUCAAUACUACUUAUUAAUCUCAUAAUUAGUUUCUCUCUGAACAGCAUUUUAUGCUGUUCGAAGAACAUACCUCCAGACAAUGGUCGAUUUGUUCCAAAUUAAGUGUUAAUUACUGUUGGAUGUUUAAUCCAUUACAUUUUAUUAGGUAAAUAUCUAAUUAAUAAUCAUUUUGUAUUUUCUAAUUCUGCUCGCUUUUUUUAAGUUUAUAAGUCAUACAUUUAUAACAUGUUAAUUAUUUCUGAUUAGUUGUAUGUAUGUAUUUUUGUUCGAUAACUGUAUUUCUAGAAUGUUUGGUAUACCACAACAUAUCUAUACGAUCGUCUAAUCUUGUUUUACUAAUCUAUUUUUUACGUCUCCCAUUCUCUUCAUUGGUCAAGAACAAUAAUAUUCACUACUAUUUUUGUUUGCUUUAUUUUUUCAAGAUCUCAUCAACUGGAUCCAAUCCAGAUCUGGUACAAAGUAAUGUAGCACCAAUUUCAAAAAGUGAAAGUCCUCUCAACAAAUCCACUGAAAGUAAAUCUGUUAAAGAAUCCAUUCAACCUAGUGGUGAUACAUUGCCGAAAACCAUUUCAUCAACUAUAAAAACAAGUGAUCCAAAACUACCGACUACUACUGAUAGUAGCAAAAUACCUGAAGUUUCAACCAUUGCAGGAGCUAGUGAUAUUAAAAUAAUUUCACAAAAACUAGAGCUUGAAAAUAUAUCUAUUAAGCAUAAAGACAGUUCUCAUAAAAUACCAAGAUCGUCUGUUGUUAGUCCAUCUGCUGUUGUAUCAAGCGACGGUGGUGGUACUCAUUCACCAGACACAGAAUUGGAGCUAACUAAUCUACGCGCCGAAAUAACAACACUACAUGAUCAAAUUGAAGCCUUAAAAAUGAAACGAGAAGAAGAUAAAACCAGAAUACAAGAAUUGGAACGUAUCAAGAUUCAAUUUACCCAACUCGAGGAAAAUCGACGUUUAAUGAGAGAACAAGCAGCUGAAUUACAACGUGAAAUUGCGCAAUUAAAAACAGAAAAAGCUGAAAUUAAAGAAGCAUUUGAUCGUUAUCGUGAUGAAGUAGCUGAAAUGGUUGAAAGUGUGGAAAUGGCUACAUUAGAUAAAGAAAUGGCAGAAGAAAAAUUAGAAUCAUUAACUACAGAAAUUGAAUUAUUAAAAGAACAAGUAGAAGAAUUGACACUUGAAAAUCAAAUUUUAAAAGAAGAAUCUGAAGAGAAAGGAGGAGCAACCACUUUACCUGGUGCAGAUGGUGGACCAACUCCAUUACAAUUGAAAAAUCUUGAACAACAAAAUGAACGAAUGAAACAAGCACUUGUUAAACUAAGAGAUUUAACUAAUCAAGAUAAACAAGAAAUAACUGCUUUAACUAAACAAAUUACAUCUUUGGAAUCUGAAAUUAAUCAACUUCAAACAGAGAAAGAACGUCUAACUAACGAUUUAAAAGAAAGUAUUGAACAAACUAUUGAAUUGAAAGAACAAGUAGACGCUUCACUUGGUGCUGAUACAAUGGUUAGUCAAUUGACACAACGUAAUCUAGAAUUGGAAGAAAUGCUUGAAAAAGUUAAAGAGGAAAGAAAUGAUUUGGAAAUACUAUGUGAAAUGAAUGAUGAAUUACAAGAGAAUAGUCGUGAAACUGAGCUUGAACUUCGUGAAGAAAUUGAACGAGCGAAUACACAAAUAAAUCAACUUGUACGUCACUUAGAUGCUACACGUGAAACCAUUGCAGAUUAUGAACAAACAUUAGGUAAAUUUAGAGAUUUAGUCGCCGAUUUACAAACUCAAAAUUCUGAUCUUCAACGAUCAUUAGCUGAUGGAAAACGUUUACAGGAACAACAACAACAACUACAUUCAACAGUUGCAACAGAAUUUGCUAGUUCUGCAGUUCCAUUUAUGGGAACCAAGUUUGGUGCCACUUCUCAGGCACAAACUCUUGCUAAAGUGAUUGAAGCUGAAUUGAGACGUCUUGAAGCAGAACAAAGUGCAAAUCAUGUAACUCGUUUAUCUGCUUUUCUUCCGGAUUCAUUUUUACGACGUGGUGGUGAUAAUGAAGCAUUAUUAGCUCUUCUCUUAAUCGAUCGUCUAACUGGAAAGUGUGACCUAUUAGCUAACCAUCUUGUUGAACGUUAUCCUUUACCCCCAUGUGUACCUGGUCAAACAUCAUUGCAACUUCCUCAAACAGAUAGCAAUGCUGUAGAUAGUCAAACGACUACUGUUAGUGGAAUUUGUAUUCCAGGCACUGAUAAUCCAUUACCACCAUUAACUAAAAGUAAAGCCGAAUUUUACAGUUUCAUAACAAGAUUAAUUCAUUUGCUUCGAUCAAUGGGCUCUUUAUUAAAUCAGUACAAGCAAAUCUUUACAGGUUGCAGUGUUGAUCUGUAUUUGAAAUUUGGUUCUUUAUACAAUGAAAUGUGUGUUCAUGAACACUGUAUUGAUCGAUUAAUAGAACAAACUAAAAAUGAUCAAUUAGAUGAGACAAUAUCAUUAGAAUCAUUGAUAACAUCAUUUAAUUAUUUCAUUCAAUUAUAUAAUGUUCAUUUGAAAAAUGAACCAUUAUUUAAUUGUAAUAUUAAAUUGAUGGAUUUUACACGAAUAAUUUUAUCUGCAGUUGAUGCUUUAUCAGUUGAUUCUAUGGCUUUAAUGAUAUUAACAGGAAAAGAUGUUGAUUGUUUAUUAAAAAUAGCCAAAACUGCUGUUUCAAAUGUUUCUGGUCCAUUAAGUAUGGGUAGUAUGGAUGAAGUUGGUUCAUUGUUAUUGUUAAAAUCUUCAUGUAGUAACGAUAAUAAUGAAGGAUUAAUUAUUCUUCUUAAUGAAUUAGUACAUUUUGCUACAACUGUACGUGUAAUUAUACGUCGAAUAAAACGAAGAAUUCCAAAUAAACCUAUUGGUCAACAACCAUUAUCAUUUAAUCAAGAUGUUGCACAGAAAUUAGAUACAGUUAUUCAAUUAUUUGAUUCAAUUGUUGGAACUAUGUACACAACAACUCGUUUGGCAGGUCAAUUAACAGUUCGUCAAGUGGAAGAUUCAUCCAAUCUUGAACCAAAUGUUGUAUUUACUCAAUGUUUAACAGAAGCUUGUAAAGAAUACUUAACAUCCAUUGAUCUUCGAACUAGUAGUACUUCACGUUCUAGUGUUAUUUCACCAGAAAUAUUAGUUCGUACUAAUCUAAGUCAAAUUGCUCGUAUUAUUAGUCAAAUAGCAAUAGCAAUGGAAAAUGGUGAAUAUGAUUUUGAUGGAACUAAACAACCAUUGCCUCAAGAGCCAGUUGUUGCACGUGCCAUCGCCUAUAAACGUGCACAAACUGAAUUAGAAGGAUGUCGUGCUAAAUUAGAAAGUCGAGGUGAAGAACUACGUGAAUUACAAAAAGCAUUAAAAGCACGUGCUGAUGAGCUUAGUGAAAUGUCUGUUCGUGUUAGUUUAGCUGAGAAAAAGUUAGAAACUGCAGGAAAAUCGAAUGAAGAGAAAAUUUCCCGAUUAGAACAACGUUUAGAACAAUCAGAAGCUCAACAGAAACGUAAUGAAAAAGAAUAUGAACAAACCUUAGAUGCACUUCAAGCGGAUAUUGAAUCUUUGGAACAAGAAAAAGCAGAUCUUAAAGAAAAAUUAAAAACACUCAGUAAAAAAGCUUUAUUUGAAGGAAUUAUUAAAUCUCCACUGCUUCCAAGCACAACGCAAUCUAAAACUCAGCCUUCAACAACAGGCUCUACCACUACUUCAGCUCCUGCACCUGAUAGGCAAACUUCAAUCGAGUGUACAUCACCUUCACCUGGUCCAGCUCGUUUGGCUGCUUACCGAGAUGCUUCAUUGAUGGCAAUGGAGAUCGAAGCUCUCCGUGAAGCUGUUCGACGUUUAUCUUCUGAAGUGUCCAAACUUCGUGGUGAGAAGAUGCUUGAACAACUUAAGAGCUUGGGUUCUUUACAAAAACCUUCACGUCGUCAAGAGCCUAUUAUUGUAGAUGAUGACACUUCUGAUAAAGAGAAUAAAUCAUCCUCACCUAUGCAAGAACACAAAUCUGUCCUACCACAAAUUGUCCAUGAUGCAAAUGUACUACGAAAAGAAAUUUUCUCUGUACUUGCAAAUCCUCAAGUUGUUCGUUUGCCUAAAUUAUUGUCAAAACAAGUUUCAGAGAUGCCUAUUUCAGAUUCUGGAGAUGAUGGAUCAACUUCUACUAUACAACCGGUUAAAGUUGUUCAACCCAGUGCUACAAUUCAGUUUAAUAGACAAACAGUGAAAUUAGUCAAAUUGAAAAAUGAAUUAGAAAAGUUACAACAACGUGCAUUUGAUGCAAUUAAAACUGAAAUACCAAAUACAUUAAUUCAAGCAGAUUUCACAUCAUUUCCAUCAGUGAAAAUGAAACAAUUAUUAAAUUUAUCAAAUAUUAAUGAAACUACAUCAUUACAUUAUCGUUUAUUAUUUCCUGGUGGUAGUACUACUACGACUACUACUACUACUACUAUUGAUGAUAAUUGUGAAACUAUGAAUACAGCAAAAAUUUCUAUGACAAAACAAGAUCUACAACAUUUACAUUCAUAUUUGUUAAGAGUUUAAAAAUAAUGAAUUAAUGGGUGGUAUCAUUUGUUUAUUUAAUGUUAGUGUUUUUUUUCUUUUUUUGGGGGGGGAAGGGGGGUUUCUAGACUUAUUUGAAUGUGUUUCUUGUAUCCUAUGGUGAGAUAUGUAAUGUGUAUUGAAGAUAUAUAUAUAUAUAUGCAUAUUCAUAUGAUUAUAUCCAAGGAGAGAAGUAUUCAUCAUCCUGAUAUUUCAUUAUUCUUUGUUUCUUCUUCUUCUUCUUCACUGUUUUCAGUUAUUUUUAAUAAGAUAUUUUACUUAUCUGUAAUGUUUAUUUUUCGGUUUUAUGGUUUAAUUUAUUACUGAUCAUGAUAUAAAACAAUAAAUAAAUUGAAAUGAUG